Molecule: messenger RNA, 1340 nt
Organism: Hyalella azteca
Lineage: Eukaryota; Metazoa; Arthropoda; Malacostraca; Amphipoda; Hyalellidae
Product: neuronal acetylcholine receptor subunit alpha-9-II-like
Exons: 9
Coding region: 7-1221 (404 amino acids)
Biological process (GO): regulation of membrane potential; nervous system process; signal transduction
Cellular component (GO): neuron projection; synapse; membrane
Molecular function (GO): extracellular ligand-gated monoatomic ion channel activity; transmembrane signaling receptor activity; neurotransmitter receptor activity
Source: RefSeq, a predicted model, not a curated record
GGCGAGAUGACGACGAACCUGGAGGUAAUAUUGCGUUGGCACGACCCCUUCCUGACAUGGGACCCCGCCCUGUACAACUACACCUACGUGCUGCGUGUGCCUCACCACAAGAUAUGGGAGCCUGAUAUUAUUCUCUACAACUCCGCUGCACGGGACUACUCGAGCUCAAUCAUCUCGACGAACGCAAUCAUCGACAGCAGCGGCGAGGUGAAGUUGCUGCUGCAGGCCAUCUUCGUCUCGACGUGCUGGAUCAACAUCGCCUGGUAUCCUUUCGACCAGCAGAUCUGCGACCUCAUGUUCGGCUCGCGUACCUCCGACGUCAUGCAGAUACGCAUCACAAAAGGUGACGCUCAGAUUUCCCGCUACGAACACAACCACGAAUUUGUCCUGGAAAACUUCUACGCUGACAUGGGGGAGAUAAUGGAUCCUUGCUGCGAUAGCCCCUUCGCGCUUGUGUCGUACCACGUGCAGCUGCAGCGGCGCUACAAAUUUCCCGUCUUCUUCUUCAUCAUGCCGGGCAUCCUGAUCAACAUCUGCGCCGUACUUGUGUUCUCGCUUCCUGCCGAGUCGGGAGAAAAAGUUGGUUUGGGCAUCAACUCCUUACUGGCAAUGAUGGUCUUCCUCAUGGCCAUGAUAAACAACCUGCCACCUGCAGAGUCCAUUCCUCUUGCUGGCAUGUACUACGGUGUGUGUCUGGCGGUGAUCACGACGAACAUCGCUCUGUCCGUGGGCGUAAUGAACCUCUCACAUGGCGGCGAACGUGGCUACAAGCUGCCCUGGGCCCUCAAGAUUAUGACGAAAGCGAUGUCUCGAUGGCUGCGCGUGUCCGUGCAUCCAAUUGUGCAGCGGCACUGGCAGAGGCAGGAAGAACAGGAACAAGAUGGUGUCUUAUUCGAAUCCCCGACUGUGUUCGAACGCUCGGAAAGAGCCUGGCGAUCGCUUAAAGUCCGUCCGAAAACUCCUGAAAAUGCGGACAACAACCCGUGGGUGCCGGUCAAACGAGGUGAAGGUCUCCCUGAAGCAUCGCCCAUACCUUCAGCAGAAGAACGUGACGUGUUCGUCGAGGAGUGGAAACUGGCGUCGCGAGUGAUGGACCGUUUCUUGUUCAUUUUGUUCUCUGUUAUCACUGUUCUCUUCAACUCGAUCAUGCUCACUAGCUCCCCUUAUGGGAUUGACAUGAACGCGUGCAAUGAAGACGAGGGCUCUUGUCAUGUAGACUAAGCUGGAUUUCUUAGUCUAUAAUAAGGUUGUUGCACGUAUUGUUUGUAUUGGUACGUAGUGAAGACAAAACCGCAUUAUUUGAAACACAAAACCGUUAAAUCAAGUUGUAGAUUAUAAAA